AUGAUGCAGAGCGCGGCUGUCCCCGCGGAGGGGGCUGUCAAGGGGCUCCCGGAGAUGCUCGGUGUGCCGAUGCAACAGAUCCCCCAAUGUGCUGGCUGCAACCAGCAUAUCCUGGACAAAUUCAUACUGAAGGUUCUGGACAGACACUGGCACAGCUCCUGUCUCAAGUGCGCAGACUGCCAGAUGCAGCUGGCCGACAGGUGCUUCUCCAGGGCCGGGAGCGUCUACUGCAAGGAGGACUUCUUCAAGCGCUUCGGCACAAAAUGCACAGCCUGCCAGCAGGGUAUCCCCCCCACCCAGGUGGUCCGCAAAGCCCAGGACUUCGUGUACCACCUGCACUGCUUCGCCUGCAUCAUCUGUAACCGGCAGCUGGCCACGGGGGACGAGUUCUACCUCAUGGAGGACGGGCGGCUGGUGUGCAAGGAGGACUACGAGACGGCCAAGCAGAAUGAUGACUCAGAGGCUGGAGCUAAGCGGCCUCGGACCACCAUCACAGCGAAGCAGCUGGAGACCUUAAAGAACGCUUACAAGAACUCCCCCAAGCCUGCCCGGCAUGUGAGGGAGCAGCUGUCCUCAGAGACGGGGCUGGACAUGAGGGUCGUACAGGUUUGGUUUCAGAACAGAAGGGCCAAGGAGAAACGCCUGAAGAAGGAUGCGGGGCGGCAUCGCUGGGGGCAGUUCUAUAAGAGCGUCAAGAGGAGCCGGGGAGGCAGCAAGCAGGAGAAGGAGAGCUCUGCAGAGGACUGUGGGGUUAGUGACAGUGAGCUGAGCUUCCGAGAGGAUCAUAUUCUCUCAGAACUUGGACACACCAAUAGGAUUUAUGGCAACGUGGGGGACGUUACAGGCGGACAGUUAAUGAAUGGGAGCUUCUCCAUGGAUGGGACAGGACAAUCUUAUCAGGACUUGAGGGAUGGGAGCCCCUAUGGAGUCCCCCAGUCUCCAUCCUCCAUUUCGUCUUUGCCAUCCCACACUCCUUUGCUCAAUGGGCUGGAUUACACGGUGGACAGUAAUUUGGGCAUCAUUGCGCAUGCGGGGCAGGGAGUAAGCCAGACGCUGAGAGCCAUGGCCGGGGGGCCCACCUCUGACAUCUCCACAGGAAGCAGUGUAGGCUACCCCGACUUUCCUACUAGCCCAGCCUCUUGGCUUGAUGAAAUGGAUCAUCCUCCUUUUUAA
Messenger RNA from Choloepus didactylus (southern two-toed sloth), 1173 nucleotides. RefSeq names its product LIM homeobox 4 (gene LHX4). Gene Ontology annotation, molecular function: RNA polymerase II transcription regulatory region sequence-specific DNA binding; DNA-binding transcription factor activity, RNA polymerase II-specific. The coding region runs from base 1 to 1173 and encodes 390 amino acids. The transcript has 6 exons. The record is from RefSeq and is a predicted model, not a curated record. Lineage: Eukaryota; Metazoa; Chordata; Mammalia; Pilosa; Megalonychidae. Gene Ontology annotation, biological process: neuron differentiation; regulation of transcription by RNA polymerase II. Gene Ontology annotation, cellular component: nucleus.